Cajanus cajan (pigeon pea) is the source of this 1231-nucleotide messenger RNA. It is a transcript of the gene APK3, whose product is annotated as adenosine-5'-phosphosulfate (APS) kinase 3. Gene Ontology annotation, biological process: sulfate assimilation. The record is from RefSeq and is a predicted model, not a curated record. Gene Ontology annotation, molecular function: ATP binding; adenylylsulfate kinase activity. NCBI's taxonomy places the organism in Eukaryota, Viridiplantae, Streptophyta, Magnoliopsida, Fabales, Fabaceae.
GUAGGUCCGAGGACCUUGAAUGCCGUGAGUGGUGAAGGAAAGGAAAAGAGGGAAUUCAGGACUCAGGAGAGGACUGAGUGAGACAGCAUGUCCGUCCACAUUCAUUCAUUCAUUGCCAUUGAUUUUCCAAACCCCAAACACACCCUCAAACCCACAAAACCAUUUUCUCAUUCUGCUAUAAAAAUCACCGCUUCCAUUCCCCACCCUCUCAGAUUCGGACACUCCAUCGCUUUCUUUUCGUAGAAUCUUGUCCUGAUACUCAAGAAUAGUAGAGGAUCCAAAUCCAUAGUAGAAGGCCUCAUGACUCAUCCUAUACUUUAUGGAAACCUUUAAUGUGUACAAUUAUUCCGUGAAAUGAUUUUGAUUGCUUAAAAUUGAUCCAUAGAGAGGACUGACGGACUUGUUUACAAUGUCAACUCUGAGCAAUUCAACAAAUAUAUUUUGGCAAGAUUGUCAAGUAGGAAGGCCUGAAAGGCAGAAGUUACUUAACCAAAAGGGAUGUGUUGUAUGGAUUACUGGACUCAGCGGAUCAGGAAAAAGCACAUUGGCAUGUUCCCUAAGCAGAGAACUAUACACAAGGGGAAAGUUAUCUUAUGUCCUUGAUGGAGAUAACCUUCGGCAUGGACUAAACAAGGAUCUUGGUUUUCUACCUGAAGAUCGCACUGAAAAUAUUCGCAGAACUGGAGAAGUUGCAAAACUCUUUGCCGAUGCUGGUUUAAUAUGUGUUGCUAGUCUGAUAUCUCCUUACAGAAGAGACCGAGACAGUUGCCGUGCCAUGUUACCUGAUGCGAAUUUUAUUGAGGUCUACAUGAACAUGCCUCUAGAAUUGUGUGAGUCAAGAGAUCCAAAAGGCCUCUAUAAGCUUGCUCGGGCAGGAAAAAUCAAAGGUUUUACCGGCAUCGAUGAUCCUUAUGAACCACCCAUAAAUUGUGAGAUUGAAAUCAAGCAUGAUAAUGGUGUUUGUCCAACACCAACUGUGAUGGCUGGACAAGUGGUUACUUACUUGGAGAAGAAAGGAUUUCUUGAACAUUAGGGUGUUCAAGUGUAAUCAUAUUACAAAUGUGAUUAUUCUCUAAUAAUGAUGCUUCUUCUACAUGUUAAAAAAAAAAAAAUCCUAGGAAGGUGCGGAUAGGAGAGUGGUAAGAGGAUAAAUGGAAUUGUAAAAUUCAUCAAUUAAUAAUUGUUACAAUUCAUUCUAUAGAUUUAUCAAGAAUUUCAGGAUAUUUUACAA